UUUUUCUCUCCUUUCUCUCAUCUCCACUUUCCCUAAAAUGGAGCUUCCCUUUGGGAAAUACUCCAGUACUUCAACCCAAAGAACCCCAAGAAUAUUCUUAAUUUUAGUUUUAGCAGUUACAGUUCUUGGUCUAAUCCCUCUUUAUCACCCAUUUAAUUGGUACCCAACAGAUUUAGUAACCCAAUAUCCAUCUGAAAUUUCACCCACAUACCAUGCUGAAGAGCAAAAAAUAAAGAUUAAAGAACCAGAGACAUGUGAUAUUUUUACUGGAGAAUGGGUUUGGAAUCCGGAUGGUCCAUAUUACACGAAUAUGACAUGUUAUGCAAUCCAUGAGCAUCAAAAUUGUAUGAAAUAUGGAAGACCAGAUAGUGAUUAUUUGAAGUGGAGAUGGAAGCCUAAUGGGUGUGAAUUGCCUAUUUUUAACCCGUUUCAGUUUUUGGAUAUGGUUAGAAAUAAGUCUUUGGCACUUGUCGGUGAUUCAGUUGGAAGAAAUCAAAUGCAGUCCUUGAUUUGCCUCUUGGCUCGGGUGGAAUAUCCUGUUGAUAUAUCUGAUAAUCCAGAUCAAGCUUUCAAAAAGUACAAAUACACAACUUACAACUUUACACUAGCAACAUAUUGGUCACCCUUUUUGGUGUCAACUAAAGAAGCAGAUGCAGAUGGUCCAAGCCAUACUGGAGUCUACAACCUUCACCUUGACCAAGCAGACGAGAAAUGGACCACCGAAAUUGAAGGAUACGACUACGUCAUCUUAAAUGCCGGCCACUGGUUUGCCCGGGUCAGUGUCUAUUUCGAGAACAACGAACGAGUCGGCUGCCGGUACUGCGGAAUACCGAAUGUUCCUGAACUCCCACUUACCUAUCCCUACCAAAAGGCAUUCAGAACUGCUUUUAAAGCGAUCAACAACUUAGAAAAUUUUAAGGGGGUGGCAAUUCUUCGGACUUUUGCACCAUCUCAUUUUGAAGGAGGGGAAUGGGACAAGGGAGGUGAUUGUGUAAGGACAAGGCCAUAUAGAAGUAACGAAACAGCGUUGGAGGGUCAAAGCUUGGAGCAAUACAGGAUCCAAGUAGAAGAGUUUAAGGUUGCAGAGAAAGAAGGGAAGAUAAAGGGGAAGAAAUUCAGAUUGAUGGACACAACACAAGCCAUGUGGUUGAGACCAGAUGGUCAUCCAAGUAAAUAUGGGCAUUGGCCAAAUGCAAAUGUGGUAUUGUAUAAUGAUUGUGUUCAUUGGUGCUUGCCUGGUCCUAUUGAUUCUUGGGCUGAUUUCUUGUUUCAUAUGUUCAAGAUGGAGGGCACCAGAUUCCCAGAAGAAAAGCUUCAAUGAGAGCAAAAAUAUACAAUGUACUCUGAUUUUUUUAUUUGCUUCAUUUGUUUUUAGGAUUACUGUCAUUGAAAGAGGAACUCUGUUACUUGGAUCGUUAUGGUUGUGUUGAAAAUGUAACCAUAGCACUGUUAGAAAAGUGGUUUAACAAAAAAGCCUUGUUGAAGUUUAUAGAGCUGAUGAUAUUUCUCCCCA
Messenger RNA from Lycium ferocissimum, 1513 nucleotides. RefSeq names its product protein trichome birefringence-like 19. Lineage: Eukaryota; Viridiplantae; Streptophyta; Magnoliopsida; Solanales; Solanaceae. Gene Ontology annotation, molecular function: O-acetyltransferase activity. The transcript is spliced from 2 exons. Gene Ontology annotation, cellular component: Golgi apparatus. The record is from RefSeq and is a predicted model, not a curated record. Bases 38 to 1321 code for a protein of 427 amino acids.